Messenger RNA from Geodia barretti, 1781 nucleotides. Lineage: Eukaryota; Metazoa; Porifera; Demospongiae; Tetractinellida; Geodiidae. The record is from the annotation of a GenBank genome assembly.
AUGGAGUCCAGCGGUACCUCCAGCUCCGAUGAAGAAGUCAGGUUGCUGUCUGCUGGCAGCAAACUGCCCGCUCGAGCCACCACCGGUGUAUCGCGGGUCAAGACUUGGACCACGCGAGUCACUAUCGCCACGUUCUUCCUGGUCGUCGGAAUAGAGUAUAGCGUCAUCUUCCCGACUCUGUGGGACUACCUGCGAGGGAAGGGCGGCGAGGAGUGGAUGUACGGUCUUUCUCUGGCCGCCUUCAGCAUCUCUAACCUGGUCACGGGUCCGCUGUACGGUGUAGUCUUCGACAUGACUCAUCAAACUAAGCUGAUAGUGCUCGUAGCCACCCUCUUCGAGAUUGGAGGUCUGGGUGCGGGGGCUGGUGCCACUCUCUAUGGGGAGCUGGCCAGAAUAUCUACCAAGGAAGAGAGGACCAAAGUCUUCGCGAUAUUCUCCACCUUCAGACAGAUUGGAUUGAUAUUUGGUCCAGCCUUUAAUCUUGUACUGCGUCUACUGCAUGUGGAUAUGGGACCGUUUGUCCUCGACAGACUAACAGCUCCGGGGGCACUUAUGACAGUCAUCUGGGUCGUCAUAGAGAUAAUGUUUCUGUUCAUGUUCUACCAGCUGCCAUCAGCUAUCGAGCCUAUGGUGGUUGAGAACAGCAGUGUUAAUGGAGAUCGUAACAGAAACACUUCAUCCCAUCAAACUUCCAGCAGAGAUAAAGAAGAAAGUGGAAAAGCAGGGCUGUUAGUGACACUCGGACCGAAACCAACUGACAAGAAGAAAAGUCUUGCAAAGAGUGCAGUUCGGUUGAGUUCAAACGCCGGGGAAUCCAGCCCGCUACUGAGGGAUCCUCAAAAAACGCCAAACUACUCUGUCAACAGAGGUGGCUCAGUGGCUGGUGCAGGUAGAGAGGGACGGGCUAAGGGACCCAAAGGUAGAGCCUACGUCAAGUACGUGGUGUCGCAGAUGGUCAAAGAAGAGAUCGUGGUUCUUCUGUUUGUCCUGUUCAUCACCAUUUAUACCCAGAUGGUCUUGGAGACCAUGUUGGUUCCAAUAGCAGAGUCAAUACUGGACUGGACUGAGACAGAAGUCAGCAUAUUCUACAGCUGUGCCGGCAUCGAGCUCAUAGUGGCUAUAUUUGCCGUGUACAUCAUAAGCAUCUGGCUUGGAGACAGGUGGAUCAUGCUGUUAGGAUUGUUUCUUAGUCUUGUAUCAUUUGUAUGGCUGUUGGGAUUCACGGGCUCAGGAAGAAAAGUUUCAGGAGUGGAGUGGAAGUUUGUGCUGGGGUGUGUUCCGUUGAUUUUUGGACUUCCACUCAACUUGGUGGCGGGGGCAUCUCUUUACUCCAAACUCCUCCCCAUGCCUGUCCAGGGUAUUGGACAAGGUUUCCGACGGUCUAUGUUCUCAGUUGCUGCCAUCCUAGGACCUCUUUGGGCAGGUAGUGCUCUCGCCUUCCGGACCUACUACGUGCUACUAGGUGUUCCUGUCGCACUGCUUGCCUUUGUAAUGGUCCUCGUCUUCCUAUCAUUUGUGAGACUAAAGGAGCCUAGGAGAGGAAGAAAUAUUCUCUUUCCAUAGUACUAUUGUGUGUGUGUCUAUUAAAAGUAACAUGUUAUGUCAUUCUGUCACUGUGUCCAUCCUAUUUAUAGGCUAUUUUUAGUAACAUGUGCAGCGUUAAUAAUAUUAAUCUCUGCGCAAAAGUGGCCAGAAAUUCUCCCUUAUCGAGUCAUAAUAUCUUUUCUGACUUAUGUAGAUUGAAACCGUGUUUUGUGUGAUCCGUUUCGUAUAGUCCAGCU